Molecule: messenger RNA, 1104 nt
Organism: Entrophospora candida
Lineage: Eukaryota; Fungi; Glomeromycota; Glomeromycetes; Entrophosporales; Entrophosporaceae
Source: the annotation of a GenBank genome assembly
GCAAAAGAAACGACCAAUAUCAUCCGUUUUUGAUCAAAAUAAAUUUGUUGAACCUGAUAAUGUUCAAAAAAAUAAUGAAUCUGCUUAUAAUAAUCCACAGGUUGACUCAGCCAUGAACAUAAACAAUGAAAGCAAGAUAUCUGAAUCAUGUGUUGAAGAACUCAAGGAUGAGAAUUAUGAGGAAAUAAAAUUUGAUCUUAAUGAUAUUUCAAUAGAAUUGCAACACGAGCCAGCAGUGAAAUGGGAAGUUGGUGAUAUUAACAUAACAGAUAGAUUUCGGAAUUAUCAAAAAGAUAUACUCAGGAAGACAGAACAAGAAGGUUUAGAUUACAAAAAUAUUUAUGAACCUCUAGCAUUAUCUUCAAUCAUUAUUCUCAGCUUGCCAUGUCCAUAUCCUAAGAUAUUUACAAAUCAAGAAUGGGCAGAAGUUAUAAAAUCAAAUCCAUAUACUAUUAAAAAUUCCCUUCAUGAAGCAACUUGUAACAAUUUCAUCAGUGAAGAUGUUUUUAUGAAUGGUGGAAAAAUGAAGCUAAGUAGAGAUGUAGCACACUCAUUCAAUGACUUAUAUAAUGGCUUAUCAAUGUCCCCAUCAAAAAUGAUGGAAAGAAUAACAGAAGAGUACAAACUUGUUCUGAACUGUGCUACAUCAGGGUCAAGAAAAAGGCCUGACCUUUCUUGCGUAGUUGACAAUAUCACAAUCCUCAACUCGGAAAUAAAACAUCUAAAAUGCACACCACUCCAGCAGAAAAAAGACACCGUGAAAGCACAAUUACAAGCCCGCAAUUCAAUUAAUAUGCAACUACAAAGAAAAGGUGGUCCAGCCAAAGCUGGUGAAUGGAUGGAAUCGUUUUUCAUGGACCUAAAGUAUGACAGAUUAUACUGUUCCUGGUUGUUUCUUAGAACAAAGCUAGUGGUUGAAAAGGCUUCAAUCCCAUUAGCAGAGUUUCCAAUUAGCCAUGUUAUUGCUUUGGAAGAACAUAUUGGAAAGCUUGCAGAGAACUACAAAUAUUGGAAUAGUCAAAAUAUUCAAAAGAAUCAAAAUGAUCAAACUACACCACCUAGAUCUUUCAUGUGUAAAUUUCCAAAUACGCCACAAGUAAAAUU